This is a messenger RNA of Arachis duranensis, 2214 nucleotides long. RefSeq lists its product as uncharacterized. NCBI's taxonomy places the organism in Eukaryota, Viridiplantae, Streptophyta, Magnoliopsida, Fabales, Fabaceae. The record is from RefSeq and is a predicted model, not a curated record. The coding region runs from base 209 to 1930 and encodes 573 amino acids. Gene Ontology annotation, molecular function: cysteine-type deubiquitinase activity; zinc ion binding. Gene Ontology annotation, biological process: protein deubiquitination; spliceosomal complex assembly; mRNA processing. The transcript has 10 exons.
CAGUUUUUAACACAUAACCUCCCUCCGCCCUCCGCCCUCCGCCGUUCGUCGUCAUAGUCGCGCCUCCAGAAGCUUCUCUUCCGUGUUGCCACCGUCGAUCUAUCGACCGUUCUGAAGCUGGUACUUUCCAAAUCUACGGUGAAGCUCCUAGCUCCCCUAAACCCUAAUCAUAUUGAUCAGGUAGGGGGAUUGGUGAAGUGAACAUAACAUGGCUUCAAACCGGGAAAGGGAAACUAACAAGAGGUUAGGGGAGGAAGAGCUUGAUGCAGAGGCUAAAAGGCAGAGAAAGGAUGAGGAGUCUUCUACUCCUUCUGCUGCUGCUUCCAUUGCAAACCCUCUUUCUGGGUUGGCCAAUAAUUAUGCCGACAUUGAUGAGGAGGAAUAUUAUGAUAGAAAGGGAAGGCUUUCUACUAAUGAGAGGAGGAAUGACGGGUCCCAGAAAAAUGGGAAUGGAUAUGAAGAGCUGGGUGAUAGUGAUAGUGAUGACGAUGAUUCCAGCGAACCAUUAUAUGGUGGAAGACGCAGUCGACAAAUUGAGGUUCGGAAGGACUGUCCUUACCUUGAUACUGUUAAUAGACAGGUUUUGGAUUUUGACUUUGAGAAGUUCUGUUCUGUCUCUCUGUCGAAUUUGAAUGUGUAUGCGUGCUUAGUUUGUGGGAAGUAUUACCAAGGCAGGGGUAAAAGUUCUCAUGCCUAUACACACAGCCUUGAAGCAGGACAUCAUGUUUAUAUCAAUCUCCGAACUGAGAAAGUCUACUGUCUACCCGAUGGAUAUGAAAUUAAUGAUCCUUCAUUGGAUGACAUUCGUAAUGUCCUUAAUCCAAGGUUUACUCCAAAGGAUGUUGAGCAACUUGACAAAAAUAAGCAGUGGUCUAGGGCACUUGAUGGUUCUAGUUACCUUCCUGGAAUGGUGGGACUCAAUAAUAUUAAGGAGACUGAUUUUGUGAAUGUAACAAUCCAGUCCUUAAUGAGAGUUACCCCCUUGCGGAAUUUUUUCCUUAUACCUGAGAACUAUCAACACUGCAAAUCCCCACUUGUUCAUCGAUUUGGCGAACUGACGAGAAAGAUCUGGCAUUCACGAAACUUUAAAGGACAGGUCAGCCCGCAUGAGUUUCUGCAGGCAGUGAUGAAAGCCAGUAAGAAACGGUUUCGGAUAGGAGCUCAAUCUGACCCAGUUGAGUUCAUGUCGUGGCUUCUUAAUACGCUACAUGCAGAUCUUAAAUCUUCGAAGAAGAAUACCAGCAUAAUUUACGAUUGCUUUCAGGGCGAACUUGAGGUUGUAAAAGAGAUUCCUAACAAAGGGAUCACCGAUAAGAAAGAAAACGGUGAGGACCUAAACAAGAAUGAGAAAAAUUCAGAUGGUGCUACAGAGAGAGAUGCAUUCGUCAAAGAAACUUCCAAGAUGCCAUUUCUAAUGCUAGGAUUGGAUUUGCCACCGCCUCCACUUUUCAAAGAUGUGAUGGAGAAAAAUAUAAUACCCCAGGUUCCUCUCUUUAACAUUCUAAAGAAGUUUGAUGGGGAGACUGUUACAGAGGUGGUUCGUCCUCACAUAGCAAGAAUGCGGUAUCGGGUUACCAAAUUGCCUAAAUAUAUCAUUAUUCACAUGCGUCGAUUUACUAAGAACAAUUUUUUUGUGGAGAAAAAUCCCACUUUAGUCAACUUUCCUGUUAAGAACCUGGAGUUGAAGGACUACAUUCCCUUGCCAACGCCGAAAGAAAAUGAGAAAUUGCGAUCUAAAUAUGAUUUAAUCGCCAAUGUCGUCCAUGAUGGCAAACCUGGUGAAGGUUUCUAUAGGGUAUUUGUUCAACGCAAAUCAGAAGAACUAUGGUACGAGAUGCAGGAUUUGCACGUCUCAGAAACACUUCCUCAUUUGGUUGCACUUUCAGAAGCUUAUAUGCAGAUAUAUGAGCAGCAACAGCAACAGCAAUAAAAUCGACUCAAGUCCUGUUUUGCAAGCACCAUAAUCUGAAACUUGAUUUUACCCGAAUAGAGAUGUAGAGGUGUACGUGGUGGGGUUGGGAUGAGUUGAAUCCAGCAUUAUUUUUUUACUGGGUCAUUUUGUAGAAAUCAAAUCAAAAUCACUGAAAAUAAUUGGAUCUAAGAGUUGACCUCAUAUUAGACAAUGCAUUAUGUAAGACUUUGGAUACUAUAUGUACUUAUGUAGUAAUGAAAUUUUAAACAAAAAAAAAAGGUUUUUGGCCAGCAUUUUAAUUC